This is a messenger RNA of Penicilliopsis zonata CBS 506.65, 2442 nucleotides long. RefSeq lists its product as hypothetical. Lineage: Eukaryota; Fungi; Ascomycota; Eurotiomycetes; Eurotiales; Aspergillaceae. The coding region runs from base 1 to 2442 and encodes 813 amino acids. Gene Ontology annotation, cellular component: GPI-anchor transamidase complex. The transcript has 4 exons. Gene Ontology annotation, biological process: attachment of GPI anchor to protein. The record is from RefSeq and is a predicted model, not a curated record.
AUGGCGAUCAGCGAAAUCGUGCAGGACCCCUCGCUGCUGCCCAUUCUGCAGACCAGCGCCGAAACCCUCGCUCAGUGCCAGCAGCUGCUGGCGCUGCUGGACCCAGCGACGGCGCCAGGGUCGUCGCCCGAGGUUCAGGAGGUUUCCCUGGCGGUGUCCCGACAGCAGAAGGUGCUGUUUGCGCUGCUGGCUCGGCUGCGUGGGCAGAACCGCGAUGCCACUCUUCGCGUACGGGAGACGAAACAGGCGACAGCAGAGGCACGCCAGGAGAUCGACCGGCUACAUCUACAGCUCCAGAACCUGUAUUAUGAGCAAAGACACCUGAACGGCGAGAUUACGGCCUGCGAGUCUUAUGAUCAUAAGUACUUGUCCUUGCCCUUAAUACCCAUCGAGGAGUUCCUGGCCAUCCAUCCAGAACAUCGGGAGUCCAGUGACCACGAUCUGAUGGUCGCGCGAAUCAAUCACGAACAUGCGGAGCGAGAGAAGCUCGAACAGGCUCGGCAGGAGUUGCUGAAACGCAAGCAAGCACUGAUUGCAGAGAACAAGAAAAGAAAAGAUGAUUUGGCCAAUCUCGACCAGGAUCUGGAACGGUUCAUCGAUGUAAGCCUAUCUCGCGACCCAUUACUCUGUACUAUUGCUAACGGCGAAUACCAGGCCGCCAAACCGAUCCAGAAAAUCUUUGAAAAGGAGUACUACAAUGUUCCGGCCAUGACUGGGAGAAAUGGAGAGCUGGCGUCUUCGCAGACAUCUUCUCCAGCCGCCGACGACGUCACUACCACCAUGAGCUCAACGAAGGCCAGCGCGCAGCGCCUUCCACCACCAGAGAAGGCCGAAGCUGUUCGGACUCGGACAGGAGUGAUUGCUGCUUUCUGGCUGGUGAUUAUCUUGUUUGGAUUCCCAAUAUGGUGGAAGACCACGUCUAUUUACCGGGCUCGACUACCCAUUCAGGAGAUGAUCGAUUGGGCGGAUGGCAAGAGACUGACUGUUUACUUCUAUGUGGUCCAGGCAUGCCGUCCGGUUUUCCCUCUUGAUAUUCACGUUGAGACCCCGUCGCUCCCUCCUUCGGAAGCGCAACAUUUGAUCCGGACAACGCAACAUGCGCUUGACGAUCUGAACGAAUUUUCGGCUCACCACCUGAGACUCAAACUGGCCGAGGGCUCACGAGGCGAGGAACCAUAUAUAGAUGGAGAAUCAGAGACUGGGGUAGAGGAGAAAGCCGAUACAACCCUCGUCGUGAAGCUGCUCCCGGAAGACAAUCUGGCCGGACCCAGAUCAGAGCUACACGCAGACACCAGCCAACUGGAUGUGUUCUAUCCACCCAGUCAAGUGCCUACUUUUUCGUCAUCUAACUCUCCCCUCUCAUCGUUCAUCGCCGAGGAGCUGCAAAAAUUGUUCGCCGAAGAGAAGACGACAAUAUCCCAUAUCAUUUCGAGUUCCUCUUCCUCACCCUCGCCGGAGCUGGCAGAAGACAUCGGCCGACGACUAAGACGGACACUGAAAUAUGCCGACACUUACCACCUGGCCUUUUCACUGUUUACGCCCGGCGCAGAGCCAUCUUCGUGGGACAUCGAAGGCGCGGUACAGGAAUACCUGACACCGCUCCUGGAGGCCUUCUCGCCCAUCAGCAAUUUCUCCGUUGAUACCCAGGUCCAGAUUCAUGCGGCCUUUGCACCAACCGCGCCCUUGCCGACCUUCGACGAAACUCAGGCCGCAUGGACGCUGAAGAAGGAGGAUCUCAGCGCGUUCAUCAACGCGGCCGAGUGGCCCCUGAGCCCCAGCAUUGGGGCAGGCCCGACCAUAAACUUCAUCCUCUACGUCCCCUCGCCCUCGCAGGCGCCCCUGGUCAUUCAGGGUAGUCACCAGGCUACCAGCUGGAUCGUCCCUCAAUGGGGUGGCGUGGUUCUCCUGAACCCGCCGCUGGCUUUGUCAGACCCCUCGCCUCGGAACCCCAAGCAUCUGUCCCGGGAAUCCCUGCGGCCCGCCUUCUUGACGUUUUCGCACCAGUUGCUCACCCUGCUGGGCACCCCGACGACGCCCGCAUCCCUCCCCUUCCGCCUGCAGACGCUGAUGCGCGUCCGCGCCGCGACGUUACUCCUCUCCGCGUCGUCGACAAUGGGCUCGCUCGCUCGCCUCACUGAGUCACUGCCCUCGAUCCCCAUCCCCGCCACUGUCGCAGCCUCCGUAUCUACUACGUUGGCACAUCUCUCCUCGGCGUGUUCGCACCUCCGCGAGGGCCGCUUCGCCGCUGCGCUUGCCGCCGCGCGUGUCGCAGAGGGAGAGGCCGAGCGCAGCUUCUUUGAAAAGUCAAUGGUCGGACAGGUCUAUUUCCCAGACGAACACAAGAUUGCCGUUUAUCUCCCCCUGUUGGGCCCGAUUGGUGUGCCGCUUCUAGUCGCGCUGAUCAAGGAGAUCAAGAGGGUUGUAGCUAGUCGGAGGUCAUAG